This is a messenger RNA of Pseudozyma hubeiensis SY62, 1140 nucleotides long. RefSeq names its product cell division control protein. Bases 1 to 1140 code for a protein of 379 amino acids. The record is from RefSeq and is a predicted model, not a curated record. Gene Ontology annotation, cellular component: cytosol; microtubule cytoskeleton; septin complex. Lineage: Eukaryota; Fungi; Basidiomycota; Ustilaginomycetes; Ustilaginales; Ustilaginaceae. The transcript has a single exon. Gene Ontology annotation, molecular function: GTPase activity; GTP binding; molecular adaptor activity. Gene Ontology annotation, biological process: cytoskeleton-dependent cytokinesis.
AUGGCUACCAACGGCAUUGGCAUUGCCAACCUACCCAACCAGCGUCACAAGAUCGUGGCCAAAGCUGGCGGUCACUUUACCCUCAUGGUGGUCGGUGAAUCUGGUGUUGGCAAGACCACGCUCAUCAACACGCUCUUCAGCACCGAGCUUGCCACUGGCAAGGACCACACGCGACGACACACCAAGCAGCUGGACAAGACUGUCGAGAUCGACAUCAUCAAAGCCGAGCUCGAAGAGAAGCAGUUCAAGGUCAAGCUCACCGUCAUCGACACGCCCGGCUUCGGAGACUACGUCAACAACCGCGACUCCUGGACCCCCAUCGUUGACUUUAUCGACGACCAACACGAGCUGUACAUGCGUCAGGAGCAGCAACCCGAGCGACGCGAGAAGACCGACCUCCGCGUUCACGCUUGUCUCUACUUCAUUCGACCCACCGGUCACACCCUCAAGCCGCUCGACAUCGAGACCAUGAAGCGUCUCGGAACGCGCGUCAACCUCAUCCCCGUUGUCGCCAAAGCCGACACUCUGACGCAGACCGAUCUCAACCUGUUCAAGCAGCGCAUUCGAGAAGCCAUCACCACGCAGAACAUCCGCGUCUACUCUCCACCCGUCGAAGUCGACGACGCCGCAUCCGCCGACCACGCCAAGCUCCUCAUGAACGCCAUGCCCUUCUCCAUCAUCGGUUCCACUGACGACGUGCGUGCUGCCGACGGCCGCGUAGUCAAGGGACGCGAGUACCUCUGGGGUGUGGCCGAAGUCGAAAAUGAAGACCACUGCGAUUUCAAGAAACUCCGUUCGCUGCUCAUCCGAACCCACAUGCUGGACCUGAUCAACACCACCGAAGAGCUGCACUACGAGAACUACCGUCAGGCGCAGAUGGAGACGAGGAAGUUCGGCGAACCCAAGGUGAAGAAGUUGGACAACCCCAAGUUCAAGGAGGAGGAGGAGAUGUUGAGAAAGCGCUUCACCGAGCAGGUCAAGCUGGAAGAGGCGAGGUUCCGACAGUGGGAACAGCACCUGAUCGCAGAGAGGGACAGGUUGAACAAGGAUCUCGAGACUGCCCAUAGCACGGUCAAGGCGCUCGAGGCUGAACUGGAUGCGUUGCAGAACGGGUACGGUCGCGGAUCGCAGCGUCGUUGA